AUGAAUGGUAUCCUAAAAGAUCUAGGAUUCGAAAUCUACCCAAUGAAAGUGGAAUGGUACAACAAUGUUGUUGAAGAGAAAUACCAUUUACCCUACGAUCCUGAUACAGUCGCAAUUGUAGUCCUCAGUACCCCAGACAUGUUUGAUCUUGCCUUCAAGCCAUUUCUCCAGAGUGGCUCCUACACUGGUUCAAAUGAUGGAAUUGAUGAGUGUAUAAAAUAUUACAUGCAAAAAGUUAAUCAGGUUAUUCCUGACAUUGACAUAAUAUAUGAUUAUGAAACUAUUGGUGACAGACAAUGCAGGAUUAUUAUGCAAGUUGCAGCCCAUAUUUCUGGAGCUGCUUAUUACUACCAAAAGAAACAUAUCACCAAUGAUCCAUGGGGUGAGGAAAAGAACAUUUUUGGCAUCUGCAUCCACCCAAGAUAUGGAGGCUGGUUUGCUUUGCGAUCAGUAAUCAUCCUGAAAAACUUGCAAGUUCCUGAUUUGCCUUACAUUGAACCUGUCAAUUGUGUACCAAAUGAAGACAGACAAAUUGACUUAUUAACUCAACUUAAUGAAAACUACAAAGACUGGAAAUUCCGUGAUAUCAUCUCAGUGAAAAAAAAAUACUCCGAGGAACAGAAAACAUAUUUUGCUACAAAACCUUCUGAUCGAAAACCACUCAUUAAUAAAAUAAUCAAUGCAGGAAAUAAGGCCUGA
Acanthosepion pharaonis is the source of this 699-nucleotide messenger RNA. The record is from the annotation of a GenBank genome assembly. NCBI's taxonomy places the organism in Eukaryota, Metazoa, Mollusca, Cephalopoda, Sepiida, Sepiidae.